AUGACUCAACCCGAUCAACGCACAAGGUCUCCACCACCUCCACCGUUGCAGUUCGAUCCCCAUUCAUUGACAACCAACUCUACACCCCAACACCUUUGCUAUCGACAUCGUCCCGACUUGACUCGAAAUCGCCCUCCAGAUCCAUUCAAUUUCCAAGAUGUCCAACGACAAAUUGAAUGCCUGUCAUCCUCGGACCAAGCUGCUAUUUCACAUGUGUGGUCAUUGUUCGCUCAAGCACCAGCAGAUCAACGCACAUUGAUCCUCAAAGGCUUGCUCUCUACCUGUUGUAUGCCACAGCUUUCAUUCUUAUACGAUGAGAUCCGCCCUUUACUACGCAUCGAUUUCGCCUGCAUCUUACCUCGUGAAGUGUGUCUACGAAUCCUUUCGUUCCUGGAUGCAAAGUCAUUAUGUCAUGCCGCCCAAGUAUCGAGGUUGUGGAAGUCAUUGGCCGAUGAUGAUACCUUAUGGCACCGAAUGUGUGAACAACACAUUGAUCGUAUUUGCACCAAAUGCGGAUGGGGAUUACCAUUACUCGACAAGAUCAAAAGCCAAGGGAAACGACAUGACAACAAUAGUGGUGGUCGCAGCAGCAGUCCAAUGGUGAUGGAUCCGAUUCCUCCCGAUACAACAACAACAACAACACAAUCCUCCCCCAACAAACGUGCGAGAUUUGAUAUAUCCAACAAUCAGCAGCAGCAACAAGAAAUGAUGAUGAUUGAUGAUCACCAAGAACAUGAAAUGCAUCACCAUGCCAAAAAACGACGUCCCUGGAAAGAUGUGUACAGCGAACGAUUAGUGGUGGAACGUAAUUGGCGACAAAACAAACACACAGUACGACAAUUAAGUGGACACACCGAUGGCGUGAUGUGUGUACAAUUUUGCGAAGCAAGCAAUAUAGCCAUCACUGGAUCAUUUGAUAACACGAUACGCGUAUGGAACUUGGAGACUGGACAUGAAAUACGACAAUUGACAGGGCAUACAAGAGGCGUACGUGCAUUACAAUUCGACAAGUGCAAACUAGUGUCCGGGGCCAUGGAUAACACCUUGAAGAUAUGGGAUUGGCAUACGGGGCGUUGCAUUCGGACACUUGAAGGGCAUACGGCAGGCGUCCUUUCAUUGCAUUUCGAUUGUCGAUUACUCGCCAGUGGAUCAGCCGAUUGCACCAUCCGUGUUUGGAAUUUCGCAGCUGGGGAAUGUUUUUCUCUCACAGGCCAUACCGAAUGGAUCAAUUCAGUGCGUAUUUGUACCUAUGAUCAAUUACUUGUCUCCGCCAGUGAUGAUGCUACUAUUCGCAUAUGGAAUCUUCAAUCAAAAGCCUGCGUCAAGGUCCUCAAUGGCCAUGUCGGUCAAGUUCUUUGUGCUUUGCCCAGUACGACACGUGCAUUUAGACAUCGACUGGUAUCCCAACAAUCAUGCAGCAGCGCAACCACAACGGAUCACGACAAUGAACCGGUUAUUGUCUCUGGUGCCUUUGAUAACACCAUCAAGUUUUGGGAUUUCACGGGCAAUUGUUUACGUACUCUCUUUGGUCAUCUGGAAGGCGUUUGGAGCGUGGCCUUUGACAGUUUAAGAGUCGUUUCUGGUUCACAUGAUCGGAGCGUACGUGUAUGGGACAUGGAAAGCGGUAAAUGCAUGUAUGCUCUUAAUGGUCAUACCAAUCCUAUCACUGCAGUAGCCAUGAGCGAUACCAAGAUUAUCUCUGCAUCGGAUGAUGGUGAUGUGCGUAUUUGGGAUUUCGGCAUGUCUCAGUAG
Messenger RNA from Lichtheimia ornata, 1752 nucleotides. RefSeq lists its product as uncharacterized. The transcript has 2 exons. The record is from RefSeq and is a predicted model, not a curated record. The coding region runs from base 1 to 1752 and encodes 583 amino acids. Gene Ontology annotation, molecular function: protein binding. Lineage: Eukaryota; Fungi; Mucoromycota; Mucoromycetes; Mucorales; Lichtheimiaceae.